Molecule: messenger RNA, 4838 nt
Organism: Trichosurus vulpecula (common brushtail)
Lineage: Eukaryota; Metazoa; Chordata; Mammalia; Diprotodontia; Phalangeridae
Gene: PPFIBP2
Product: PPFIA binding protein 2
Exons: 30
Coding region: 177-3179 (1000 amino acids)
Biological process (GO): neuromuscular junction development
Cellular component (GO): presynaptic active zone
Molecular function (GO): protein binding
Source: RefSeq, a predicted model, not a curated record
GGGAGGAGCAGUGGCCGGCUGUCCCGGAGCCCUAUGGCGCUGCGCUGGGGCGCUCCUCUCUCUCCGCUCCGAGGAGCCGGCCGUCCCGAGCUCGGGGGACGCACUGGAUCCGCUUGGCGAGCAGCUCUCGGGAGCCAGAAAUAAGAGGAAGAAACUGAGGGAUCCGAAAAGCAGCCAUGGCGUCCGAUGCUAGUCACAUGCUGGAGGCUGCCCUGGAGCAGAUGGAUGGGAUUAUUGCAGGCACCAAAUCGGCCGCAGAACACAGCAAUGGUGCCUAUGAUGUUGGGCUGCCUUCCCAAUCCCCAUACAUGAACAUGUACCCUGUACUUCAUCUCGUUGAGGACCUGAAGCUGUCACUGGAGAUGCUGGGGGAUCCUCAGGAAAGAGAAGCCCUCCGGGGUCAGAUCCCAGAGCCCACUGCAGCCUACAUAAAAGAAUGGCUUCAGGGAAAUCUGUCCCAGGUAAACCACCCAGCUGCAGUUACGAAUGAAACCUACCAGGAGCGCUUGGCCCGAUUAGAAGGUGACAAGGAAUCUCUCAUGUUACAGGUGAGUGUCCUGACUGACCAGGUGGAGGUCCAGGGCGAGAAGAUCCGGGACUUAGAAGUCUGCCUGGAAGGGCACCAGGUGAAACUCAAUGCUGCUGAAGAGAUGCUUCAACAGGAACUGUUGAGCCGCACAUCACUGGAGGCGCAGAAACUGGAGCUGACGGCGGAGGUUUCUGAGCUGAAGGUGCGGCUGGUUGGCAUGGAAAGGGAACAGAGGGAGCAGGAGGAGAAGCAGAGGAAAGCCGAGUUAGUAGUGAAUCUGAUCAGUGAUCUACAGGAGCAGAUGUGUAGACUACAGCUGGAAAUCAGUAGCCAAAUUCAAGAGAGAAUGUUGCAGGACAGGGACCACAUGGAUGCAUGUAGCCCUCAGGAGAGCCCCCAGGCCAGCAGCCCCGAUGGCUUGCCUGAAUUGCUACAGGAACUCAAGCAUCUCAAAAUCAAAGUGGAGGAGCUGGAGAGUGAGCGAAAUCAGUAUGAAUGGAAGCUAAAAGCAACAAAGGCUGAGAUUGCCCAGCUGCAGGAGCAGUUGGCAUUGAAGGAUGCAGAAAUCGAACGCCUCCACAGCCAGCUCUCCAGGACUGCGGCCUGCACUGAAAGCACAGAAAGAGAGGGAGUUUGUAAGAGAAGGCUAAAGGAAAAAUAUCAUGAAGUUCAACGUCUAAAAAUAGGAAUGGAAACCUUACUUGUUGCAAAUGAAGAAAAGGACCGCAGGAUAGAGGAGCUCACGCUGUUACUGAGCCAGUACCGAAGAGUAAAGGAGAUCAUGCUGGGAGGUCAUGGCUCUUCAGAAAGAAUCCUUUCCAGUGGGGAAGAAGAAAUGGAGGGAUCUUUCAGGAAGUGGAACGUGGUGAACAAAUCCCCAGGAGAAACAAUGAAACUGGAGAUGUCUCCAAGAUGCACCUCCCCUACCUUGGGGGCUCCUCCCCUGCCACAAAAAAUCCUGGAAACAAGCGGGAGCGUCCUGGAUACUAGCAAUGGCCAGAUUUCUCACUGUGAGGAGGAUUCUCUGGAAUCACAAAGCAGGACUCAGGAAAAACUGUCCAGUAGCCUGGAAGACCUGCAAAGUAGCUCUGCGGAAAAGUAUGGAGACGGGAAACCACUUGUGCCUGCUGUUGGACCUGAGGACACCCUUUUACUAGGGGAGAACAAAUACCAAACAUUACCAGGGAAACUUCCUGGAACUACACACAAUGGAGAGCCUGGAACGUCCAUCCCAUCCACUUCUCAGACCUCAGGGAGCAGCCUGCCAAGCCUGACUCGUGGCCGGAGUGUCAGUGCACCGAUAUUAGGAGAAACCGAGAGCAACUUGGAUAAUACUGUCACGUCAAACGACCUUUCACCUUCUUCUUCUGGAACCGACUCGGGGCCUCAGUCUCCACUAACUCCAGAAAUGAAACGGAGUCCUAAAGGCAUCAGGAAAUUCUGGGGAAAAAUAAGAAGGACUCAAUCAGGAAAUUUCAACACAGAUGCAAUAGGGGUAGCAGAAUUCCGCCGAGGUGGGCUCCGGGCAACUGCAGGACCAAGGUUGUCCAGAACCAGAGACCCCAAAGCUCAGAAGAGUGAUUCCAAUGCCCCUUUUGCCCAGUGGAACACGGAGCAAGUUUGUUCGUGGCUGGAGGACUUUGGUCUGGGUCAGUAUGUGAUCUUUGCCAGGCAGUGGGUCAGCUCUGGCCACACGCUAUUGACUGCCACCCCUCAGGACAUGGAAAAGGAGCUGGGCAUUAAGCAUCCCCUGCACAGGAAAAAAUUAGUUUUGGCUGUGAAGUCAAUUAACACAAAGCAAGAAGAGAAGUCUGCACAACUAGACCACAUUUGGGUGACCAGGUGGCUCGACGAUAUCGGCUUGCCUCAAUACAAAGACCAGUUUCAUGAAUCCAGGGUUGACGGGCGGAUGCUUCAGUACCUAACUGUGAAUGACCUUCUCUUCUUAAAAGUCACCAGCCAGCUGCAUCAUCUCAGCAUCAAAUGUGCUAUCCACGUACUGCAUGUCAACAAAUUCAAUCCUCACUGCCUCCACAGGAGACCCGCGGAUGAGAGUAACGUUUCUCCUUCUGAAGUGGUACAGUGGUCCAACCACCGAGUGAUGGAAUGGCUGAGGUCAGUAGACCUGGCUGAAUAUGCACCAAACCUUCGAGGAAGCGGAGUUCACGGUGGUCUCAUUAUUCUGGAGCCCCGCUUCAGUGGGGACACACUAGCCAUGCUUCUGAACAUUCCUCCUCAGAAGACGCUCCUCCGACGCCAUCUAACUACCAACUUCAAUGUCCUCGUCGGGCCUGUGGCCCAGCAAGAAAAGAGAGACAUAAUGGCAUCCGCAGCCUAUUCACCACUGACCACUACUGCCAAAGUCCGGCCAAAGAAACUAGGAUUUUCACACUUCGGGAAUAUGAGAAAAAAGAAGUUUGAUGAAUCUACAGACUACAUAUGUCCCACGGAGCCAAGUGAAAGUGUGAAUGGCAAUCACAAGGCUUAUGGUGGCCACAGCCACCAAGGCCUCCCCCCCAGUCCUGGGGAGGAACUGGACAAACUGGAUCAGAUGGAGCCCUCAGAAGGUACAGUCCUACAGAUAGGGGUCAUCUCUCAAGGCAUUCACAACCUCACGACUGUGCUGAACCAAGAGGGGCUACUAAAAUGAAACUCUGCUUCUAAUGCCCACGAGCAGAAGACCAGAAAUGUUUGUUCACCAAGACCAGAAGCACUAAGUACAGCCAAACGCUUCCAGAUGUCUGGGCCAAGCCAAAGAGUGCAGCCUGAACAUUUUCUUGUCCUGGUAUGUGGCACUCAUGGCCAAGGUUAUGGAGCCUAGAGUGAUCCAAAGAUGCCGUUGUUUACUAACAAAUAGUCACUUUCGGAAAAGUGAUACAAAAUGUCUUGUGAUAAAUCAGAUACAAUUUAGAGAGUCAAAAUGUUUCUGUUGUAUUUGCCGCAGUGUUCGCUAUCGACCAAAACUUUAAUGUAUUUGUAUUUUUGCAAAGGGCCUGGAGCCUCUAGUCUUUGUAUCGGAAUUCUUCCGCUCAGUGCAGGGGGCAGAAGAGCUAGAGUCUGAUUUAUCAACAGAUGCUAUAAAGUUGCUCUGCCUAAUUUCUGCUAUAUAAAGUCUUUGAUGCUAUCCUUUGUGAGCAAUGUUGGAUUGAAUGAUAGGCAGACUUGAAACUGAUUGACCAGAUCCAGAGAUUGUUGCUUAAUAGUUCUCAAAGUCAACCUGGAGAGCCUCUAUACUCAAACACCCCAGGGCUCUGUCCUUGGCCCUAUUCUUUGUCAAUGACUUGGAAGAAGGCAAGGAUGGCAUGCUUAUUAGAUUUGUGGACGCCUGAAUCUAAAUAGAAUAGCUAAUGUGUUGGAUAACAGCACCUGGGUCCAAAAGGAUCUCUGUACAUUAGGACAAGGGAAUGAACCAAGCAGAUGAAAAUUUAAUGCGGUAUGGCAGGUGACACUGGGUUCUUCUCCUCUCCAUUCCCCAGUCCCAAUUAACAAAAAUCUGUUUUCUCUCUUCACUUCCCCAUACCCAUUGAAAAAGAAGAAGAAAACUCUUAACAACAAAUAUGCAUUGUUAAAACAAAUCUUGCCUUGGUCAUAUUCAAAAAAAUGUAUAUCUCAUUCUCUCCACCCCACCUUAGUCCAUCACCUCUCUGCCAGGAAGUAGGGAGCAUUGUCAUUGGUCCUGGAAUUGUGGUUGGUCAUUGUGAAGUCUUCUCUUUCAGUUUUUAACAAUUGACUGUACAAGUAGAGGGUGAGAAGGAUAUAGGAAAACAAAUAUAAGAAAGACAUAGAGAUUUUAAUGGGUCACAAGCUCAACAUGUGUCAACUCUGCAAUGGGACAGCCAAAAAAUUAAUACAAUCCCAAGGUAAAUGAGCAGAAGCAUAUUAUCCAGGACAAGGGAGACAGAUAGUUGCCCACUAUUCUGCCCCACUCAGACCACAUCUAUAGUAUUGUAUUCCAUUCUGGCAAUUACCCUUUAGGUAGACAUUGACAAGCUAGGAUGCCCAGAAGAGGGGCACCAAGAAAGUGAGGAGACUUGAAACUAUACCAUAGAGGGAUUAGUUGAAAGAACAAGGGAAGUUUAGCCUAUAAAAAGAAAACUUGGGGAAGAAGGGUGGAAUAUGAUAGCUUCUUCAAGUAUGUGAAAUGCUAUCAUGUGGAAAAGGGGUUAAAUGUGUUUUGUUUAGUCUUAGAGGGCAGAACUAGGACCAGAUGGUUGGAGGUCAGUGUCCUGCUUACAUAGUGGACACUUGAUAAAAUAUUUGUUGAAUUCAGUUGAAGUUACAGUUCAAUAAAGGAAAAGUUUCCUAACAA